UUCCGCGUCUAGUACCAAGGGAAUAACAAUAAUUCCUUUUAACUACACCAGUUAACCUAACGCUUAAUUUUGUCAAAUUCUGUACCUUUAUGGACAAAAAAAGCAGUAUGUGUCUUUAUAUAAAGUGAUAUAAUACUAACCAGAGCUGGUUAAUGCUCGAGUUCAAUAAGUCGUAAGAAUCCGUGCUUGGAGGCGGAGGGAUUCAGUUGCUUUCCACGCAGCAAAACAGAGUUAAGGCGAUGCAACGUCCUCAUUUGAGCCCAGAACAUUGCUGAGAGAAACAGAAUAGACGCGUCCUGUUUAUUUACGCAACUAGCCAUCACAAUUUGGAUUAUUCCAUGUAUACAUCACAUAUAUAAAUUUUGGGAAGGAUUCUUUGUGUGGUUCCUACAUCGUUUUCAGUUAGGAAUCCCGAAGGGAGCCGUGGACUUCUCAUUUAUUUUAUAAUUCAACUGGAUUAUCUUUAUUUUUGGAAGUCGCUGUACUGCAAUAUAGCAAAGACAGUGGUGAUUUUUAAGGAAACGUCUGUCGUUCUUUGCUGCAGUGGUUGGAAUUGUGGUCAUUUCGGACUGUAAUUCGUUAAGUGGCGCACGAAGGAUUUUACAUAUUGCUCUUCAAGUGAAAAUGCUGCGUUCUAAGUUCGGGUCUCUGGCUCAUAUUUGUAGUUCGUCAACUAUGGAUCACCUACCGGUUAAAAUUCAGUUACAGUCAGUGAAAGUGGAAAAGGAGCCGUUUGAGAAGACCUACACCGCUGGAUCGCUGCUGGGGAGUGGAGGAUUCGGUACUGUCUAUGCAGGCAGCAGGAUCGCAGACGGACUGCCGGUUGCGAUCAAACAUGUUGCGAGGGAGAGGGUCACAGAAUGGGGCACUGUGAAUGGAUCGGUAGUGCCCUUGGAAAUCGUGCUGCUAAAGAAAGUGGGUUCGGGUUUCCGUGGUGUCAUUAAGCUGCUUGACUGGUACGAACGCUCCGAUGGGUUCUUGUUGGUGAUGGAGCGGCCAGAACACGUUAAGGACCUUUUUGACUACAUCACAGAAAAGGGUGCUCUCGAAGAAGAUACAGCUCGAGAUUUUUUCCGCCAAGUGUUGGAGGCUAUUCGCCACUGCUACAGUUGUGGGGUAGUGCACAGAGACAUCAAGGACGAGAAUCUUUUAGUGGAUCUGCGCAGCGGUGACCUUAAGCUCAUAGACUUUGGUUCAGGAGCAAUUCUCAAGGAUACAGUGUACACGGAUUUUGAUGGUACACGAGUAUAUAGUCCUCCUGAAUGGAUCCGAUACCACAGAUAUCAUGGCAGAUCGGCAACAGUGUGGUCUGUUGGAGUAUUAUUGUACGAUAUGGUGUGUGGUGAUAUCCCAUUUGAACAAGAUGAGGAAAUUCUGCGUGGGCGGUUGUUCUUCAGAAGAAGAAUCACUCCUGAAUGCCAGCACCUGAUCAAGUGGUGUCUUUCCUCAAGGCCUUCAGACAGACCAACACUUGAGCAAAUAAUUGAACAUCCAUGGAUGUGCAAAUCAGAGAACAAAACAGAUGACUGUGAUAUUACACUACAGACCAUUGACACUGAUGCAUGUAGCACAAGUUCAAGCAAGGAGAGUCUGUGAAACAGCAUUGCAUUGGAAGAGAGCCACGAGGAAAGGACACUGAUGGAGCAGCAAACAUGUAGAGGGGCUCAAACUCAGUAUGUGGCAGUCAACUGUAUGGGGGAAUGGACUGUUUUUUGUUUUUGCUGGUUUCUGCUCUGGACUGAAAUUUUUUCUUUUGAAACACUGAUGUUUGGGAGUCUCUGGCCAGUGCUUGCAAAAGUCUGACCUUUAUUUAUGAGAACAGUGACCUCUUAAACAGCAACAUUUUCGCUCUCAUAGAGCCUGGACUAUAUUUUAAUUUGCGUUUUGAGUGCCUUUUUUGAAAGCUGCUUCAGUGGGACUUUUCUUUUGUGCUGUGUAUGUCCAAAGAAGACCUGUUGCAUUUGGGGUGCUUGCCUUCCCCCUCGGAAGAAGCAGUCCUGUAAUGCACUGGAGAGCAUGCUCAGUGAACGAAUGAAGUAGUCCCAUCCACUGGUGAUGGAAUACUUGAACACAAACACUACCCCCACCCCUUUUCUUAAUCCAAAAAUAUUUCCUUCAGCUUGCACAUAAAUAUAAACAGGGAUGAGAGCUAUGUUUUUUUUUUACCAGAAACAUACGCUCAUGUUUCCUUUAAUGAUUUCUACCACUGGGCACAUAUGGCCCCCUUUAUUUUUGCUCUCCCAAACAUUGUCAGCCUGCGAGUCUUAUGUGGAUGUGGCCAAGGCAUGUAGGGGCAUGGUUGUUGAUGCACAAUCAAUGCAAUAUUCAAUAAUUAUUUUCCCACAGUUGUAUAUUGUACUUGUGUAAAGUUUUUCAUGUAUUACACAGUUUUAUUUAUUUGUGUGGACUUAAUUACCAUAAAACUGAACCAUGACAUAUUUAUUUGUUUUUAAUUUAUUUGUUUUCAAAUCUAUUACAGCACUGUGCAUUUCCCGUAUUGUGGGCCAGUCAGCAGAACUUCCAUUGCUGGGUUCAUGGUUCUUUCCCUUACAUUCCUUUUAACAUUUAGCUGUCAAAUGCUACUUCUGGUGGAAAUGACAGUUUUGUUGUACAAAGGCUUAUAUUUUUAUUUAAAGUGGAAACCCAUGGUUUCUUCAACUUCCUUGAGUGCAACCUGAAGAAAUGGAAAGAAAUACUGUUUCUGAAAGUUUUAAAUUAUUGAUAUUGUAUAGUCUCCAUACAUUUGGUUCUGAGAGAUAGUGGCAGUCACAUUUUAAUUUAUUUUAAUAGCUACAUUUGUGUACUAGAUCUCGUUGCAUUUUAUGCAGCUUGGUUAUGGUCAUUUUUUUCUGUUAAGUUUUAGCUUUCUGAAAAUAAUGGAUGGAGAUGAUAUUUUUUAUACCAGCAUUUCAAUUAAAUUCAGGUUUUUUGUAUAUAAACUUUU
Messenger RNA from Protopterus annectens (West African lungfish), 2944 nucleotides. RefSeq names its product Pim-3 proto-oncogene, serine/threonine kinase (gene PIM3). Gene Ontology annotation, cellular component: cytoplasm. Gene Ontology annotation, molecular function: protein serine/threonine kinase activity; ATP binding. The record is from RefSeq and is a predicted model, not a curated record. Bases 625 to 1596 code for a protein of 323 amino acids. Lineage: Eukaryota; Metazoa; Chordata; Ceratodontiformes; Protopteridae. The transcript has 6 exons. Gene Ontology annotation, biological process: regulation of mitotic cell cycle; negative regulation of apoptotic process; protein autophosphorylation.